Messenger RNA from Pongo pygmaeus (Bornean orangutan), 2162 nucleotides. RefSeq names its product beta-1,3-glucuronyltransferase 2 (gene B3GAT2). Lineage: Eukaryota; Metazoa; Chordata; Mammalia; Primates; Hominidae. The transcript is spliced from 3 exons. Gene Ontology annotation, biological process: chondroitin sulfate proteoglycan biosynthetic process; carbohydrate metabolic process. Gene Ontology annotation, molecular function: galactosylgalactosylxylosylprotein 3-beta-glucuronosyltransferase activity. The record is from RefSeq and is a predicted model, not a curated record. Gene Ontology annotation, cellular component: Golgi membrane. The coding region runs from base 662 to 1666 and encodes 334 amino acids.
AGAGGUUCUGAGAAGACAACAGCGAGUGACUGAGAGCAGGCUUCCGCUGCGGCGCACGAACACAACCGGGGCCACAACCCCCAGCGUCUCCACAACCCCCAGCGUCUCCACCCGCUCCUCGCCACCCCGGUGGGAAUGUGAGGAAGGAAAGCCCCCAGCGCCGCCACCCGCCCUGGAAGGCGUCCCAGAGAGCGUCCUGGGGGCCCGCGGCUGGAGCCCCCGUCCCCGCAGCACCGCGGGACUGGAGCGGCGAGGCGCACCGGGUGCCGCUUCUCGGCUCCCACUCUUCAGAAAGAGCGCGGUGGGGAUCAGCGCCUUCCCCGCACUCGGCACAACUCCGGGACCCGCGGCGUGCGGCUGGACCGAGUCCCGCUUCCCGCCAGCUCACUCGGAGUCGGGGGCAGCCCCUGCCCGCCCGCCUGCACCCCUUGUCGCUCUAGCUUGCCCGAACCUGCCGCCCCUCCACGCCCAGGUAGUGAGCCCCGCGGCUCCAGGUCUCUGCAGCGCCCUCGGCCCCAGGUCUCUGCAGCGCCCUCGGCCCCAUGGACAGGGCACCCGUCACCACUCCUUAAGUGCUGGCGCCGCCGCCGUCCAAGCUGCGCACUGAGGUUCCUCGGCUCGCCCCUCUCUGGGGUGUCCGAGAGCCCGGGGAGCGUGCACCAUGAAGUCCGUGCUGUUCACCCGCUUCUUUAUCCUCCUGCCCUGGAUCCUAAUUGUCAUCAUCAUGCUCGACGUGGACACGCGCAGGCCCGCGCCCCCGCUCACCCCGCGCCCCUACUUCUCUCCCUACGUGGUGGGCCGCGGGGGUGCCCGACUUCCGCUCCGCAGGGGCGGCCCGGCUCACUGGACCCAAAAGCGCAACCAGUCUCGGCCGCAGCCACAGCCGGAGCCGCAGCUGCCCACCAUCUAUGCCAUCACGCCCACCUACAGCCGCCCGGUGCAGAAAGCGGAGCUGACCCGCCUGGCCAACACGUUCCGCCAGGUGGCGCAGCUGCACUGGAUCCUGGUGGAGGACGCGGCGGCGCGCAGCGAGCUGGUGAGCCGCUUCCUGGCGCGGGCCGGGCUGCCCAGCACUCACCUGCACGUGCCCACGCCGCGGCGCUACAAGCGGCCCGGGCUGCCGCGCGCCACUGAGCAGCGCAACGCGGGCCUCGCCUGGCUGCGCCAGAGGCACCAGCACCAGCGCGCGCAGCCCGGCGUGCUCUUCUUCGCUGACGACGACAACACCUAUAGUCUGGAGCUCUUCCAUGAGAUGCGAACCACUCGCAAGGUCUCUGUCUGGCCUGUGGGCCUGGUUGGUGGGCGGCGCUAUGAACGUCCACUGGUGGAAAACGGCAAAGUUGUUGGCUGGUACACCGGCUGGAGAGCAGACAGGCCUUUUGCCAUCGACAUGGCAGGAUUUGCUGUAAGUCUUCAAGUCAUUUUGUCCAAUCCAAAAGCUGUAUUUAAGCGUCGUGGAUCCCAGCCAGGGAUGCAAGAAUCUGACUUUCUCAAACAGAUAACAACAGUCGAAGAACUGGAACCGAAAGCAAAUAACUGCACUAAGGUAUUCAUUACACUUGUGCUGCCCGACCUCGAGUGUCAGCAUGAAGAGUGCGCUACCCAAGCUAUUUCCUUCCCCUUUAGGUUCUCGUGUGGCACACUCGGACAGAGAAGGUUAAUCUAGCCAACGAGCCAAAGUACCACCUGGACACAGUGAAAAUUGAGGUAUAAAUUGAAGCAGCAACUGGUGCAGUUAGCCCAGCCAGUGGAUCCAUACGGAAGAGGAUGUUUGGAGUUUAGGCUGCAGAGCAUUCAGGUAUUGUUUGUUUUACUUCAGUACAACAGCCUUUCUUGUCAUCUGAUGGACAUCUGUUUAAAUGGAGCUUGUCAGUUAACAUAAGCUAAUUGGAUGGUUGGUACAAAAUGUAUGUUUUGUCUUCAUUUGUUCUGCAUGUUUUCUCUACAACUAAAUUGAAAGAUUUUUGUACAGUGCCGAUACUGCAAGAUACCACUCUGAGUAUAUUAUAUAUUUUUUCUUUUUCUCCAGUUUGCCCUUAUAAUUGGUAGACUUGAACAGGUUGGUAGACUUGAACAGGUUUUUAAAACAGACAAGUAUCUUGUCGGCUAAACGUUCCUGAUUCCUGACUCUGCAAUACUAAGUAAUUUUUGGAAGGUUAGUG